AAGAAACAAGAGUCCUAACGUUCACAUAAGUAUAAUAAAAUCCUGUGAAGGAUGCAGAAGGGCAAUUAAAUAAUCAUGUCAUAAAGCAAAAAAAAAACUGAUGGACGAAAAUAUACUAGUUUUGCUCUGAAAGGAGGAGAAAAGGAGUAGUCACGUAUCAACACAAAGUUUUUGUUUUAUAAGGUUUAAAAAGGACGCAGAAUUGCGGCACAUUAUCCCACAUGGAAUUCAUCCAUUGGUACUAGCAAAGCAGUCCAAAAUAUUUGACGUUUUGUUGUUGUUUUUUUCACGAUUUCGAUAUUUUAAAUGCCAAGACGUAAAAUAUCAUAAAAUGCUUAUGAUAGAGUUAAAAAUGAACUGCUUUCUAAAUCAUUAACAUACUGCUAAAAUAUUUCGUUUUUACCCACCUUUAAAUCAUUUUUUUUCCAAUGCUGCAUAGACAUAUAUAUUUGGUUAUCAGUUUCUAUUUUUUUCCCUUAAAUCUUAAAUUAUAAACAGCAAUUAUGUCAGAAGAUGUUUGAUAUUCUUAUCGUUAUUUUCAAAGUCCCCUACAGCAAUUUUUAUGAAGGUAAUUCUUGCCUUUUUCACGAUCCAAAGACUUUUUUUCUAUAGGGAUGUUGUCAUGAAAUUACUAAGGGAAUUGGAUCCCGAAGGCACUAAAAUCAGAAGGAGGAGGCGAAUCCUGAGAAGAACUUACCAUUCAAUCGGACCCAAUCAAAUCUGGCAUGUCGAUGGAUAUGAUAAAUUAAAGCCAUAUGGAUUUGCCAUCCAUGGGUGCAUUGAUGGAUAUUCCAGAAAAUUGUUGUGGUUACAAGUGGGUCCUUCAAACAAUGAUCCAGCCAUCGUAGCCUCAAAUUAUGUGGAAUGUGUUCAAAAUAUGAAAGGGUGUCCUCUAAUUUUGCAAGCAGACCCAGGAACUGAAAAUAUAACCAUGGGCGCUCUUCAGUGUUUAUUUCGACACGAUGCUGCUGAUGAUUUUGCCGGACUCGGCAGUUUUAGAGUUUCGCGUUCUGUUUUCAACCAGAGAAUAGAGGCCUGGUGGAGUUUAUUUAGGAGACGUAAAAGUCAAUGGUGGAUGCAAUUCUUUAAAGAUCUUGAACUUAUGGGAGUUAUCCAUCGUGGUAUCAUCAAUGAAACUCACUGUCUGCGCUAUUGUUUCAUGCCAGUGUUACAACUAGAGUUAUCUCAGAUAGUAGAGGAGUGGAACACACAUUUCAUAUCCCAUAGCAAAGUCGCAGAAUGUCCUAAUGGCCGCCCAGACAUUUUACACUCAUUAGGGGGCCAAGACUGUUUGCAGCCAAUAAAUGAAGAAGAUAUUGCCUUGGCCCUGAAUGAAGUGAAAGUUAGUAGUAUAAGUGGUUCUGAGCAGUUUGAUGGACUAGCAAAUCAAAUAUUUGUAAAUAAAGGCAUGUCGGAUGCCAGUGAUUGGACCGAAGCUCUGCAUAAUUAUGUGGAACUGUUGUCAACGCUUCGAAAUAUGUAACAUCUUGUCUAAUAAUUGAAUAAACACUCAUCUGUUGAUUACUGUAUUUGUAAUCAGGUUGGGGAAAUUAGUGUAAGUGGCUU
Molecule: messenger RNA, 1566 nt
Organism: Saccostrea cuccullata (small rock oyster)
Lineage: Eukaryota; Metazoa; Mollusca; Bivalvia; Ostreida; Ostreidae
Exons: 7
Coding region: 563-1483 (306 amino acids)
Source: RefSeq, a predicted model, not a curated record